AUGUCUUCUUCGUUAUACCGUACCUUAAAGAACGUUUGGACCAACGGUCUCAAGAGAUCUGGUAGACAGAUUGCCUCCAUGAACGAUACCAAGAGAGGUACCUUUGUCGGUAUGGACAAGAGCGGUAACAUGUUCUAUGAAACCGACGCUCCUGAGGAAAUUCACAUGAGAACCAGAUGGGUCGAAUACAAGGACUUCUGGACCCCGGACAUGUCCCAAGUUGAACCAGGCUGGCACUACUGGUUGGGCUAUGGUACCAACACCCCUCCAAACAAGUUGCAGGCCGUUGCCCCAGCCGGUGAGAUCCACGCGCUCUCCGUCAGAGCCUACCCAAUGCCAGACUACGUUGAAAUCAACCGGUCAUGUACCAAGGGGGCCUAUAUUCCUUACAACACGGCCAAGCCAAAGUGCAACUCUUGGGUCCCUCAGGUUUCCGCCAGACAGUAG
Babjeviella inositovora NRRL Y-12698 is the source of this 447-nucleotide messenger RNA. RefSeq lists its product as uncharacterized. The record is from RefSeq and is a predicted model, not a curated record. Lineage: Eukaryota; Fungi; Ascomycota; Pichiomycetes; Serinales. The coding region runs from base 1 to 447 and encodes 148 amino acids. The transcript has a single exon. Gene Ontology annotation, cellular component: membrane. Gene Ontology annotation, biological process: mitochondrial respiratory chain complex I assembly; response to oxidative stress.